Molecule: messenger RNA, 3098 nt
Organism: Bombus pascuorum
Lineage: Eukaryota; Metazoa; Arthropoda; Insecta; Hymenoptera; Apidae
Exons: 15
Coding region: 382-3066 (894 amino acids)
Source: RefSeq, a predicted model, not a curated record
UCAAGUGCAACGCGGUUACGCCAAACUGGUAUCGUAUCUUCUUCGGUGACGACGUUUAUUAACGCAUCAUGAACGAAAAUACGUAAACACGCGUGACUUUCCAUAAUCUUUAUAAUAAAUCGUUUAGUCCGCGACGCGUCUCGUAUCGACAAAAACUCGCAAGACUCGUUAAUCGGCCCUAGUCACUGUCCCCUCUUUAUAAAUCAAACCUAACCUACCGGUGUUCCGAACAAGGAACGCGGAAUCUCGAGUGUUUUCGUGGAACGCGUAAAUACAGUGAAACAACCGAGACGACCAGCAACCUACUAUUCUCGAAAACUUUGUUCAAGUUCAGUGCAUGGAUAAGCUCCACUUCUCGAUCGUUCCCAGCCCAUCUAGACGAUGCCCGACGACCCUCACUCGCGCAGCCCCGCGGAAUGCUCACCAAGGAGCCUCGCGAAGAAGAUCGAGAGCUGCAUCUUCAGGAACGCGCUGAACGAGGAGCAACGAGCCCAAAAAGCCUUGUAUCUGCUGCAAGCGCAAGACCGUCGAAUCGCUGCUCUUCAAAAACGCGUGGCCGAGCUGGAGGAUGUCGCCACGAACCUGCACGAGUUCACCCUUCGAAAUUCUUCAAGCGCUUCGACCUCUGAACGAAAGAAGGAGGUCGUGGCCGACUUCUCUCGGAACGACAGAUCGGCCAAAACGGUGAAUUACAACGAGACCGAGGAUAAAAUCGAGUACAACUUGGACGAUAUUAGCUCAGUGCGAGAAGAUGCCGAUACCACCGUGAGUGGCGAAGUGUCGGUGCCACGCUUGGAACUGUCGAAAUCGUCCGUGUCGAAUUCUGAAAGAGAUAUCUCCUCCACGGCGAUCGACUUCGUGCUGGAGAAGAGAAAGUGUUUCAUCUCCAACACUUCUUUUUCUAACGAAGAGGAUACUUCGCAGAAGAUGACUGAACGCGAAGAAAAGUUUCACGAGGAUCUAUGCAAUCCAGAUUGCAAAAGUGAGACAAAAGUUGUGGCUGUGAAUAGCAAAAAGGCCAUCGAUGUUGACGAAAAUAGUAAUGGAAAGACAGAAUCGAAGGAAAGAAAGGUGGAUCGAGACGUAAUUGUAAACAGAGAAGUCGGUUGUGAAAAUAAAAUUAAGGAGGCUGGUGGUUUGGUUAUGUCAGCGAGGAGAAGCGAAGAGAAAAUUCCAGAUGUGUCGUACGAUAAGAAAUGCGGAUCAAAUUUUCCCAGGACAUCUUCUAGCGUUCCAUGGAUUCGCACGAAGCAUGGUUUUCGAAAGAAGCUGCGGGGUUGCGAGCUGAAGACUGGAAAAGGUACGAGGGAGCUGCCUUCCGGGGUUGGUAGUCAGACGUUUGCGCCGUUUCGGACGAUCGAGAGAGGCUCGACGAAUCGGCGACAGGGAGAGGGCGAGAUGGUGGACGGUGGCAAGAAGAUCGCGAGGAACGCGAACCAGGAGCAGAAUGGCUAUUCGUCGCUCGCUGACGCGCAAGAAACGCGCCCCGUCGCAGAUAAAGUAUUCGACACAGAAACAAAAACAGUUUGUACACAAACCCCCAUCGAAGCUAUCCGAUUGGACGAGAAAAAUCUCUACGAUAAAUUAUCGACUGACGCGAAUCAGUUCGCUCCGUCGUGCGUUCAUUUCAAAGAAAAAAAACUGUCGGCAUUUCGGUGUAUCGACGAGGAUCCUGCUCCCCAAUGUUUGAUAGUGGAAGCCCCCGCCAGAGGGACCCAGCGGACAAAAGGGAAAAUAUCGUCGAACAAGGAGGCCGAAUACGAGACAAUCAUAUUGGAGCUGGAGGCGAAACUCGCUCGAACGAGAGAGGAUCUGGAAAUGGCUUUGAAGGCAAAACCAAUCGUGAAAGAGAAAUACAAAAAAUUGUUGGAAAAUGCAAAAAUAGAAGCACGUAAAGAGAAUGAAAUAUUGCAAGAAAACAUCGUACGUAUUUGUACAUCUGUUUUGGAAAAUUUUGGUCCCCGUACAUUAAAUCAGAGAAGAAAUAAUAAUUACCAAAUUAAAUCUCGUAGAAAAUUAAAAUGCCACGAGAGGAGGAUUGCGAGUGGUUUACGUAAGAAGCUGCACACGACACUGACAAGAAUGAACAAAUUGAAACGGGAAUUAGCCGUCACUCGGAGGAAGCUAAAACGUAAAUGCGAGGAGCACGAGUCGAUCAACAAAUGCUUCGACCAGCUGAAGCAAGAAAUGGAGGCAACCGAAACGAAUUUGAACAAUUUGAUAAGCGAAAAUCUUUCCUUAAAGAGGAAGAUAGAUGACACGCGGGACUGGUUACAGCACACCAUGGGGAAGGAACAGCAUACGGGAUAUUCUCGAGACGCGUGUAAAAACAGAGAGCUGGCGAAUCUGAAAAAAAAAGUGGAAGAGGAUUCGGCGACCAUUACUCACCUUAAAAACAAAUUAGUACGAUUGGAGUCGGCGAACGCCAACAAAGGAUUUUUACUGAACAGUUACAAAGGUCAGCUGACAGAGUUGACUAAAGAGAAGAAUCAAUUGAUAUCUAAAAUGAGCAGCUUGGAGAACGAGGUCAGCAAUGUUCGAAACAGUAACUCGCAAUUAAAAGCAAAGAUUUCCGUUUUAAAUAAUGAAAAGGAUAAAUUACUGUCAGACAAUGAAAGAUCAAAGGCGGACAUAAAGGGAAAGGUGGAAACGCAAUGUACGACAAAAAGGGGAGAGACAACGCUACAGGAGAUCGAAGUUGUUAAAGCUAAAUACGAGGAGACUAUUAAGUCGACGAAAAUGAAGUUACUGGUUACUAAAACUCAGAAUAUCGAGUACUUAAACGCCAUCAAGGAAUUUUUGAGAAAACUCUACGAACUUCAAGGAGAUCGUGGAACGCAAAAGUUUUCGAACGAAAAUGAAGCAAGCGAACGAGAAACUCAGGAAACUAUCUGCAAUAUAUUAAAUAUGACACCGGAUGAAUUAUCUGGCUUUAUUAAUGGAAAGACUAAAAAUUCGAUUAACCUGUGGAUGGUCGAAUUAAAUCGAAUAAUUGCAACAAAUCAAUUCUCUAAAGAUCUAUCGAAGUUUCUAUUGAAAAAGGUAACGAAGAAAACAAAGACGUAACAAAGGAUCAGAGAAAUUUGGGGUUUCACGUG